UCAUCCCUUGUUUGCUUCAAACAAGUUCCCACAUCGUACACAAGUACACGUCACGCCUCUAUCGUCAACUACCGGCCUCCACCUUUUCCCGUGCCAUCAUGUCUUCCCACUACAACUCCCACUACACCCUCCCCUUGCCAGUCCCCUCUCACAAGGGCCAACACUACCCAAGCUACAGCAGCACCUACUCAGUAUCGCCUCCAGAGACAGAUGAGUCCGUCAGCUCUGGCACCGGUCCAUCAUACAGCAACAGCGGCUACUCUGGUGGCUACUCAGUGGCCAACUCCAGCUACGCCGGAAGCAACAGCGGCGACUACGAGAGCACCCACCACUCGGCCAGCGGAGUCGACUUCAACGACUACAUGCAAGACCGCUUCGCCCAGACCUUUGACCCCAUCCCCCUCGACCGCAAUAUUGCGGUCCAGGCGCAAACAUCCGGAAAGCUCAACGCAAAGCACCGUGAGUUGCUGGAGCUGCAAAAGAAGGCACAGGCUCGUCUCGCAAAGACGCGCGAGCGCUUCAACGAGGGCUACCGCGACGCUCAGGACGUGCGCGCGGACCUCGAGUGGACGCAGAAGAAAGUCUCGUAAGUAGCACCCUUUUUUCCCCCAUUGCCUCUUCCCGGGACUCCGAGAAGAGCCGCCCG
Messenger RNA from Colletotrichum godetiae, 646 nucleotides. RefSeq lists its product as uncharacterized. Bases 99 to 590 code for a protein of 163 amino acids. Gene Ontology annotation, biological process: endosome organization; regulation of protein localization. Gene Ontology annotation, cellular component: BLOC-1 complex; endosome. NCBI's taxonomy places the organism in Eukaryota, Fungi, Ascomycota, Sordariomycetes, Glomerellales, Glomerellaceae. The transcript is spliced from 2 exons. The record is from RefSeq and is a predicted model, not a curated record.